Molecule: messenger RNA, 1194 nt
Organism: Procambarus clarkii (red swamp crayfish)
Lineage: Eukaryota; Metazoa; Arthropoda; Malacostraca; Decapoda; Cambaridae
Source: RefSeq, a predicted model, not a curated record
AUGCGGGGAAAGCAGCAGGCAAGGCCGAUAAACAGACAGGAGAAACAGGCAGACCGACAGGCAGGCCGACAGACAGGCAAGAGAAAUAGACAGGAGAAACAGGCAGGCCGACAGACAGGCAAGAGAAACAGACAGGAGAAACAGGCAGGCCGACAGACAGGCAAGAGAAACAGGAGAAACAGGCAGGCCGACAGACAGGCAAGAGAAACAGACAGGAGAAACAGGCAGGCCGACAGACAGGCAAGAGAAACAGACAGGAGAAACAGGCAGGCCGACAGACAGGCAAGAGAAACAGACAGGAGAAACAGGCAGGCCGACAGACAGGCAAGAGAAACAGACAGGAGAAACAGGCAGGCCGACAGACAGGCAAGAGAAACAGACAGAGAAACAGGCAGGCCGACAGACAGGCAAGAGAAACAGACAGGAGAAACAGGCAGGCCGACAGACAGGCAAGAGAAACAGACAGGAGAAACAGGCAGGCCGACAGACAGGCAAGAGAAACAGACAGGAGAAACAGGCAGGCCGACAGACAGGCAAGAGAAACAGACAGGAGAAACAGGCAGGCCGACAGACAGGCAAGAGAAACAGACAGGAGAAACAGGCAGGCCGACAGACAGGCAUGAGAAACAGACAGGAGAAACAGGCAGGCCGACAGACAGGCAAGAGAAACAGACAGGAGAAACAGGCAGGCCGACAGACAGGCAAGAGAAACAGACAGGAGAAACAGGCAGGCCGACAGACAGGCAAGAGAAACAGAUAGGAGAAACAGGCAGGCCGACAGACAGGCAAGAGAAACAGACAGGCAAGAGAAACAGACAGGAGAAACAGGCCGGCCGACAGACAGGCAAGAGAAACAGACAGGAGAAACAGGCCGGCCGACUGACAGGCAAGAGAAACAGACAGGAGAAACAGGCAGGCCGACAGACAGGCAAGAGAAACAGACAGGAGAAACAGGCAGGCCGACAGACAAGCAAGAGAAACAGACAGGAGAAACAGGCAGGCCGACAGACAAGCAAGAGAAACAGACAGGAGAAACAGGCAGGCCGACAGACAGGCAAGAGAAACAGACAGGAGAAACAGGCAGGCCGACAGACAGGCAAGAGAAACAGACAGGAGAAACAGGCAGGCCGACAGACAGGCAAGAGAAACAGACAGGAGAAACAGGCAGGCCGACAGACAGGCAAGAGAAACUGA